Molecule: messenger RNA, 1974 nt
Organism: Cuscuta europaea
Lineage: Eukaryota; Viridiplantae; Streptophyta; Magnoliopsida; Solanales; Convolvulaceae
Source: the annotation of a GenBank genome assembly
UCCACUUAUUUUUUUCAUAUUACUCAAUUAGCCCAAAUUAUUAUACUUUGGUCAAAAUAAACCUUUAACACUUAGACCUAGCGACCCACUGCACUACGCACCUUUCUUCUAUUCCUAAUUGAAAGUCAUCGAUCAGCAAGAACGUAACCCUAGAUAGAGUUAGAGACCCACUUCCCUCUAUCCUUGAAACCCAUCGAUCUCUAAGAAUCCUGGAGCGAUGUUGAUUCUCUGCUAAGCAAGUUCACGUCACUGUUGAAUUGAAAGCUUCGAAGAACAGGGACGCCUCUAGAUCGUCUGGUCUGCGAAGAAUAGGGACGGCUCUCGAUCGUCUGGUCUGCGAAGAACAAGGACGGCUCUCGAUCGUCUGGUCUGCGAAGAACAUCACGACGCGGCUCUCCUCUUUUGCGGCCAAAAGUGAAAAAGUGAAGGAGAGAAGGAAGAAGAACAUGUACAAUCACCGGUUGGGGUCCGGUGGUUAUGCAGGGCUGCUAAGGAAGAAGGCUUAUUCUCUACAUCCUUAAAUAAUCAUUUGCAAUCUAGAGUUUUAUUUCUUAUUAUUUAUUUUCAAGUCUCGUGAUUUUUUUAUGCUUACUUAAAAAUCAUGGUUAAUGAUUUAUUUAUUUCACUACUUGCUUGAAUUACUCUUUUGUUUGUGUUUGAUUUGAUAGAAAAAAAGAGCUUGGAGGUAUGCUGAAAGAUAUCGAUCGUGCGGAUACAUGGCUUUUGGGAAGAAAGAAAAAAAAUGGAGAAUAUGAUUGAUGGAGUAUAUGGCCCGGGAACCCCCGGCCCACAGACUCCUACUACUCCAGCAAAGGCCCAACAGGCCCAAUUCACAGCGCCCGGAGUACCAAGCAGUCCGCACAACGCACAGGGAUGCCUUCGGCCCCCUGGCCGAAGGCUCCAAAUCCUCACAGAACGGGUUUCUCAAGCAAACUAAGAAACUGGGAGAAAACGGCGAAAACAGCAGCCCUCGGCACUGUGAGCCCUCGGCACCAGGGGUUCCAUCGGGAGGAAGAGCCCUCGGCUACUGCUCUAUAGCCGAAGGCAUCUCACUCGACAAGAUAUCCGCCUCACAUGCGUACAGAUCACCGUAUUCUGCACAGACGUCCCAUCCAACAGCCGCAUUAAAUGCGGCCACAUGCGGCUGCCAGCGCCAACCAGUUGAGGUGACCCCUCGGCCAAUGAGCGCUUGACACGUGUCCCUGCCCGGCAUUUAUUGCUGCUAUAAAUAGCACCCCAUUUCCUCAUUUGUAACCACGCUGAAAAGUGAUAACACGCUUAAUACAUAUCGAAUAUACACUCUCUCUCUUACUUAUUUGCUCUGACUUCUCUCUAGUUAUUCUCCGCAAUAACCCUUCGGAUAUAUACCCCCGGGUAGACUAUCCAUCAUUUGGUGCUCUCGUUGAGAGGUCGAACGAUCAAGUAAGAAACCCUCCCCCCUCGCCAGACACUAGCCCUCGACCAAAAUGGUGAGAACAACACGUGCCAACUCCAAAAACGUAGAAGACAAGAACCUGGCCCUCGGCGACGUCAACGCCCCCGAAGCCUCUCACAAGGCUCCCGAGGUCGGUGUCAUCGCUGGGCUGGAACAGGCGGCUGUCGACCUACGCCUUCAGAUCCAGCAGAAUAACCCCGAUGCCCGCCUCGGCCUCGAGGCCAAGAAGAAAAACCGGAGCGAUGACCAAGUCAGCCCUCCGGUUCUCACCAUCGACGUACAAUCGGCGCUCUCCGCCUUCAUCCAGACGCUCACCCAGAACCCGGGUGCCUUCGGCACCCUGGCUCCAGCUCACCCUCAGAUCGGGGAAAAUAUCAUACUUCCCCCUCUGCCACACCCCUUCGGAAAUCCCAUCCCUCGGGUGAGAAACGAUGAAGGGGUGGUGGCCCAAGAAACAUCCUCCCAGGAAGUUCAGUCCCGGGACCGCCAUAAUGACAACAGGGAGAGGCCCCGUACUUCCGCCCUCAACCGGCUCGGAG